Molecule: messenger RNA, 769 nt
Organism: Ostrinia furnacalis (Asian corn borer)
Lineage: Eukaryota; Metazoa; Arthropoda; Insecta; Lepidoptera; Crambidae
Product: eukaryotic translation initiation factor 3 subunit H
Exons: 4
Coding region: 189-737 (182 amino acids)
Source: RefSeq, a predicted model, not a curated record
UAUUGCCAAUUCAUUCCAGGUACCAGAGUGCAGAUGUGGGCAACUUCUUGAGCCAGUCACUCCUGGAGUCACAGUACCACUACCAGACCUCCAUCGAGGAGAGCGUCGUCGUCAUUUACGACACAAAGAAGUCCGCCAGGGGCUUCUUAACUCUGAAAGCUUACAGACUGACUCCUCAGGCUAUUGCCAUGUAUAAAGAAGGUGAUUACACACCGGAGGCGCUCCGCAACCUCAAGAUUGGCUAUGAGAGUUUGUUUAUCGAAGUGCCAAUCGUGAUCCGCAACUCUCCGCUCACAAAUAUUAUGAUGUCAGAGUUGCAAGAGAUGAUCCCAGACGAAGAGGGAUCCAAGUUUUUGGACCUCGGCACCGCAUCAGUGCUUGAAGGUCAACUUCGGAGCCUAAUGGAGCGCGUAGACGAGCUGAAUCAAGAAGCUAUCAAGUUCAACCGCUACCAGCAGUUGGUGGUCAGGCAGCAGCAAGACAAGCACCGCUGGAUGGUGAAGAGAGCGCAGGAGAACGCAGCCAGGGCCUCUAAGGAUGAACCGCCUCUACCUGAAGAAGACGUAAACAAGCUGUUCAAGCCGCUCCCAGUGCCGCCAAGACUGAACCCGAUGAUCGUGGCGGGGCAGAUCAACACUUACAGCCAGCACAUCAGCCAGUUCUGUUCGCAGAGCCUCGCCAAGCUCUACCUUACCCAGGCGCUGCAGAACGCCAAGGAGGCCAAGCAGACCAACUGAUUUAUCAAAUUAAAUUGAUUUUAUUGUCACAA